Plectropomus leopardus (leopard coralgrouper) is the source of this 1170-nucleotide messenger RNA. RefSeq lists its product as uncharacterized. The record is from RefSeq and is a predicted model, not a curated record. NCBI's taxonomy places the organism in Eukaryota, Metazoa, Chordata, Actinopteri, Perciformes, Serranidae.
AGGACGUUCCGCCUCUGGAGACAGCGUCAGAAAACAUGACCAAACUGGAGCUGCUGAACGUGUUUCUGAACGACAGGCUCACCGCGGCCGCUGAGGAGAUUUUCCGCGCCGUUAAGAACACGGUGUUGGAGUAUCAGAGCGAAAUCUUGCGCUCCAAGGAAGAGAACGAGCGACUCAAACGGCUCCUCAAUGUAGCCGUCCAGCGGCUCCUGCUGCAGCCAGAAGCUCACUCUGUCCAGCCCCAGGAAGAUGGUCAGCCCUGUGAGUCUGAGUGGAGGAGCAGUGUAGAGCUGUUGCCACAAAUUAAAGAAGAACCAAAACUCCAAAGCAUCCAGACAGAGGGUUCACAGGAAGCGAGCGACUCAGAGGAAGGAAGCUGUAGUCACGUCGAGCUGCUGCAGAGGUCACAUCCUCCCCCAGCUCAAAUUGUGUGUGGCAGACAAAGUGUCUCCCCAGCUCCAUUAAUAUCCCAUGAGGUAAAGGCAGAGAGUGACAGAGAGGACAGCAGGAAACAGCAGCCUGCCAGCAGCUUACCAUCCUCCCUGACUGUUCACUCAAACUGCAGAGCUGCUCAGAACGACUCUCAUACCGACGCCGCGAAGAGUCACAGGACUCAGAAAGCAGACCCGCAGGUGAAAGCGUUGCUCCGCUCAAACGGAAAACAGAGCACGCACAUACUACAGGUCAAGAACGUGAGAUCCCUGAAGCCGCCCCCGCCUCGCUCCUCUCACCCGAGCCAGAGCAUCCAGAGGUGGCACAGCUGCAAAGAGUGCGGGAAGGGCUUCAGCUUUGCCUGCCAGCUGGAGGUCCACAUGCGCUGGCACACCAAGGAGAAGCCGUACAGCUGCGCCGUGUGCCGCAAGAGCUUCACCACGGUCAGCAUGCUCAAGAGGCACCACCGCAUCCACACGGGGGAGAAGCCCUUCCGCUGCCAUGUCUGCGGGAAAUGCUUCAACCAGUCAGCGCACCUCAACACCCACUUCAGGCUGCACACCAGAGAAAGGGCCAGCUGGAGCCGGGCCCCGCACUCCAAGUGAACAGAGACUCACAACAAGAAAGUCAUCUGACAUCUAUAAACUUAAAAAAUGCUUUAACUGGACAGAUUUCAGGUUCAAACAGUGUACAAUUAUAGUGUGUGACUGUGUGUUUUGUCUGUUGUGCAAUAAAGUG